AUGGCGAGAUUGAAGAUAGGAGGGACAUGGGCAGGGGUGCUGGAAGAGGUGGACCUCCAGGCGUGGACCCUGGCUACGCUCCGCGACCUCGUCGCCGCCCGAUCGAACUCCCCCUCCUCCGACUCCAUCAACCUCAUCUGCGCCGGCAAGAUUCUCAAAGACGACGCCGUUCCGCCCCAAACUCUUGCCCAACUCGGCGUCAAGAACAAUGCGAAGAUCCUCGCCACGCGCACCUCCACUCCUCAGCAAGGACACUCCUUCCUCGCCCAGGAAGAACGCUCCUCCAGACUCGCGCGUAUAAGGGCGGCUGCGAAUGCGAUGGCGGACAGGCAUGCGGAUGGGGCAUUGCCAGUUGAAGACUUCAAUAUUGAAGUUGAGGAUCAGAGUGGACAGAAAGUGAGAUUAGGCUCUGAGACUGAUCAGAGGGCAGUGAUGAUGGGACUGAUGCUUCACGCGAAGGGGAAGCGACUUAUCAGACAGGGGAAUUACAAAGAUGCACUGGAAGUGCUUAGCAUGGGAGAGGAGUCAUUCUCUCUUUGUGAUCCAAAAGUCAUUGAGCUCAUUGACAAUGUUCCAAUACUACAAAUAGACAUGGUAUGGUGCUAUUUUAUGAUACGAGACAUCAGAUGGCUCUCAGAUGCAGGAAAGCGUCUUGAAAUGGCUCGGGAAGGUAUUGAACGUGCUCAUGGAAAGGAUUCUUUUCGCCUCAGACUCUUACAAGUAGGUCGAUAUCCAGAACUCGCAUUGCAUUUGAGACUAGAGCUACUUGAAGGGGUAGUGGCAUAUCAUAUUGGCCAAUUGGAGAAAUCCAAAAAAACAUUAGCCUCAGCAAGGACAAAGUUUAUCCAGCUGCAAGUGCCAGAUGAAGCCUUAUCACUUGUUAUGAGCAUGGGCUUUGUUGAACGCGAUGCAAAGCGAGCAUUGCGAAUGAACAAUCAAGAUGUUGGGGGUGCCAUUGAUUUCCUUGCUGAGGAGAAGGCAAAGAAAUUGCAAAAGAGGGAGGAAGAUAUUCGGAGGAGAAAUGAAAUUAAGGAACAAAAGCAGUAUGGGAUGACACCCUUAAAGAAAGCUGUGGAUCUAGAGAGAUUGAAGGAAUUGGUCUCUAUUGGAUUUGACAAGGAGCUUGCUGCUGAAGCCCUUAGAAGAAAUGAAAAUGACACUCAGAAAGCAUUGGAUGAUUUGACGAAUCCAGAAACUAAUUCUGCUUUGCAGGUCAAUAUCGAGUCAAGGAAAAGGAAGAGACAGAAACAAGCACGAGAUUCUGAAAUUAGAAACGUUGUGCAAAUGGGUUUCGAAAGAUCAAGAGUGGUUGCUGCUUUUGAGGCCGGAGGUAGUUUAGAAGAAGUAUUGCAAAGACUAACAGCACAACCUGGGACUGACCCCACACAACCUCAAGAAAAUUCAGCUUCUGCUUCCCAUGGUGGUGCAAGUUCAUCUGCUCCUUUGCCAGACAAUGUUGAUUCUGAUAUAGCGAUGAACGAGGUUGAAGAUCCCAGUAUAACAGAACAACGCGAUGUAGAGAUGGAAGAUGAGCUCUCUGCAGAUAUAGCGAAAGCAGAUGCCUUGGCUGAUUAUGACAUCGAAGUUAACGUCGAAGGGGAAGCCAUAACCGAGUACCUUUCCCUGGUUGAGUCGGCAGGCAGUUGUGGGAAAACUGCUCCUUCCCAGUAAGAAAAAAAUGAUUGAAUAAUAUCGACCAGUUUAUGUAAAUAGCAGGAUGUGAUAUAAAUAAUGAACGUAUUUCUGCUCUUCCUUGCGGGAGCUUAUGUAAAUAGCAUGAUGAGUACAACAUAUGAAUAUGUGCUCAUUCCCUGGAGUUUUUACGAUGGUAAAUUCAUUCAGCAUUAUUUAAAUACUUGAUUUGCUUUUGAAAUUCCCAAAUAUAACAAGGGAAAAUUUACACAAAA
Molecule: messenger RNA, 1907 nt
Organism: Glycine soja
Lineage: Eukaryota; Viridiplantae; Streptophyta; Magnoliopsida; Fabales; Fabaceae
Product: NEDD8 ultimate buster 1-like
Exons: 11
Coding region: 1-1671 (556 amino acids)
Biological process (GO): regulation of ubiquitin-dependent protein catabolic process
Molecular function (GO): protein binding
Source: RefSeq, a predicted model, not a curated record